AUGGACGACCUCGACUACCAGCCCGAGAUACAGCCCUCGCUCUCCAGGCGCAGCAGCAGGCCCUCCAACCUCCUCAUCGACCACGUCCAGUCUGCCUGGAACUCGGACAUCAUUCUCGAGGAGCAGUCCCCGCGCGUCCUCCCCAGUGGCAGACUCCAACCCAUCCCCCGCGCGACCACCCCCCGGCCCUCCAAACACCACACCCCGCGCUCUCACCAGAACCCCAUGUCUUCCCCCUGCUUCGUACACUCCCACCUAGACAAGGGCGCGUCCUUCACAGAAUGGCUCAAGCAGCGCCACGGCAUCGCACCCGACGUCGGCGUCGCACGCGGCCUCCAGCACUCUGCCACACCCGCUCCUGAGCCCGCCCCGCCCCGCCCCCGCCGCUAUAGAAAGUUAGAAAACGGCCAGGUCAUCCCCGUCCCGUACGACGACGGCUCCGUCUCAGACUCGUACGCGGUCGAUGCCGAGUACGAAGAGAUCGACGACGACGAGACCGGUGGCAGCCUCACAAAACAGCUCGCAGAGACCGCCGUCGGCGUGCGCGAGAUGAGCAAGCAGCUCGGCCGCGCGCGCAUCAAGUCCCACGUCCAAAACGUCCUCAUCGUCACCAAGGCGCGGGACAACCGCCUCAUCCAGCUCACCCGCGAGCUCGCCGUCUACCUGAUGACGAAACAGCGUCACGGAGGGCGUGGUCUCGUCGUUUAUGUCGACCACCAGCUCCGCACCUCGCGUCGCUUCGACGCCGCCGGCAUCGAGCGCGACCACCCUGAGCUCUUCAUCCCCUUUCCCCGCCGCCGCACAUCCAGCAACAACUCCUUCUCGUCCUCGACGACCUCGCUGAGCAUGAGCAGCAUGAGCGAGAGCGGCCCUAACGAGGACGGCCAGCUCAGGUACUGGACCGCCGAGAUGUGCAAUCGCAGCCCCCAUCUCUUCGAUUUCGUCGUCACCCUCGGGGGCGACGGCACCGUGCUCUUCACCUCCUGGCUCUUCCAGCGCAUCGUGCCGCCCGUGCUGCCCUUCGCCCUCGGCUCCCUCGGCUUCCUCACCAACUUUGACUUUGCGGACCACCAGGCGGUCAUGGACAGCGCGAUCGAGUCCGGCAUCCGCGUCAACCUGCGCAUGCGCUUUACGUGCACCGUGUACCGCGCGGUGCCGGCCGACGAGCUGCGCCGCGCGGGCAAGGGCCGCCGCAAGGCGGUCAAGAAGGGCGAGACGGGCGAGAUCAUGAUGCGCAACCUCGAAAAGGGCGGCUGGGAGGCCCUCGAGGGAGGCUGGCACGCCCACGAGAAGGAGCGCGAGGGCGGCCGCGCGCAGAAGGACAAGGAGAUCAUGUGCUUCACGACGCGUCCGGUCGAGAGCUUCGAGGUCAUCAACGACCUCGUCGUCGACCGCGGACCCAGUCCCUAUGUCAGUAUGCUGGAGCUCUUCGGUGACGAGCACCAUAUGACCACCGUGCAGGGCGACGGGCUGACGAUAUCGACGCCCACUGGGUCGACGGCGUACUCGGCUUCUGCCGGGGGGUCGCUUGUUCAUCCAGAGAUCCCGGCGAUACUCAUCACGCCAAUAUGCCCCCACACGCUCUCGUUCCGGCCCAUGCUUCUCCCCGACACGAUGGAGGUCCGCAUCUGCGUCCCUUUCAACUCGCGGAGCACGGCGUGGGCUUCGUUCGACGGGCGCGGACGCGUGGAGCUGAAACAGGGCGACCACAUCAAGGUGACCGCGUCCAAGUACCCGUUCCCGACGGUCUGCGCGGACAAGCAGUCGACGGACUGGUUCCACGCCAUCUCGCGCACGCUCAAGUGGAACGAGCGCGAGCGGCAAAAGUCGUUCGUCGUCGUCGAAGAGGGGCCCGUCAAGGCGCGCUCCAAGAAGGAGCGCGAGCACACGUCGAGCAGCUCCGAGGCGACCGUGCUCGCGAAGCAGGCCGGCGACCAGGACGAGGAAGACGAGGUCUCGGACGAAGACGACUCCUCGUCCGAAGAGGAAGAAGAGGAGGAGGAGAAGUUCGACAUCGACGACCUCUCCCCGGAAGGCACCCCGCCGGACGCGAAGAAGCCUUCCGACAGCACGCUCGAGACGGCGCAGCGCAAGGCGCUCGCAGAGCAGCAGAGGCAGCAGCAGCAGCCGCGCGCGGAGGACGACACGCGCGAGGCCCAGCGCGCGGCCGAGGCGCUCAUGGGCUUGAGCGUCGAGGACGGGCGCGCGCAGGCGCGCAGCAAGUCGGGCGUCCGGUCCGGCGUCGACAGCCCCGAUCGGUUCGCAGGCCCGCACCCGCACCCGCGGCGGCUGUCGCCGCGGCACGUCGAGUUUGCGAGUCCAGCGGGGAUGUCGGCGUCGUCGAGCACGGCGUCGCUCGAUUGGGCGCCGGGCGCGCAUGGAGGCCAUGGUGGAGGGGGGGAGGGCGCAGGGGUGGGUGGGAUGAGCGGGAUCAGUCAUGUGUUGAGUCGAGGUGCGCGCGACGAGAUGAGGACGCCGACGGCGAGCGAGCAUGCGGCGGGGAAGCGGAAGGCGCGGUCGAGGUCGCGGGGGCGGUAUGUGGAGGAAGCGCCGCCGGUGCAACCAAGGGCAUUUGCGGUGUGGGGUCAAGACGAGAGCGACAGCAAUGCAAGCGAUAGCGACACAUAG
Messenger RNA from Heterobasidion irregulare TC 32-1, 2628 nucleotides. RefSeq lists its product as uncharacterized. Gene Ontology annotation, molecular function: NAD+ kinase activity. Gene Ontology annotation, biological process: NADP+ biosynthetic process; NAD+ metabolic process. NCBI's taxonomy places the organism in Eukaryota, Fungi, Basidiomycota, Agaricomycetes, Russulales, Bondarzewiaceae. The transcript is spliced from 8 exons. Bases 1 to 2628 code for a protein of 875 amino acids. The record is from RefSeq and is a predicted model, not a curated record.